Plasmodium vivax (malaria parasite P. vivax) is the source of this 3201-nucleotide messenger RNA. RefSeq lists its product as hypothetical. The record is from RefSeq and is a predicted model, not a curated record. The coding region runs from base 1 to 3201 and encodes 1066 amino acids. NCBI's taxonomy places the organism in Eukaryota, Apicomplexa, Aconoidasida, Haemosporida, Plasmodiidae. The transcript has 3 exons.
AUGCAAAUUGUUCGCGUCCUUCUGUUUAGCCUCCUCAUAGCAGCGUCGUCGCCCACGAGCAGCAGCAAGAGCCCCCACAGCAACCCCCAGAAGGAGAAGCCAACCGGGAAAAACGAGGAUGGCAGCAAGGAGGCCCCCCCCGCGGAGGAAAGCAAUCAUGGUAGUGACGACCAGCGGGGUGAAAACGAAGGAGGGGAAGACUCGUUGGGUGAACCGUACGAGUUAGACGAUGGUGCAACGGGGCCCCCCCGCGGAGGGGCUGACGAAGGUGGUGGCAGAACCGGAAGAAGUGGCGAUCAAGGCGGACGCGAAAACGAGAGGGAGGGCAAUUCCAAUGGACGGGGCGUCUUCGGAAGCUUGCUGAGUUUCCUAAACGGAGGGAACUUUGGUGACUACGCUAGUCAGAAGCAGGUGCCGUUCCACCCGGAAGAAGGCCACGCUAAGGGUGAAGCCUCGCAUGAGGAGAAACUGACUAGCCACUUUAUUAACACUCUGGAGAGCAGCGAAAGGAGGCACACAGUUGGGGGCAGCAUACCCUUUGGAAGGAAGAGCAAAGCGAAGCAGUGUAGUUACAGCCAUGCACUAUUUGGUCAACUGGCGAAAAAGAAAACGAUACUUGAUAGGUCGUUGGAGGAGGAAAGCAACGUUGGGGAGAGUGCCCCUGUGGAAGGAGAGCACUCGCCAUUUGGGGAUGAUCACCAGGGGGAGGACCCACAAGGAGGGGGAGAGGCAGAGGCGGAAAAGGUUGAGGAGCCCGAAUGGGGGGGAGAGGCUGCCCAGGAAGGGGAUCACUUUGGGGAUGAUCAUGGGGAUCACUUUGGGGAUGAUCAUGGGGAUCACUUUGGGGAUGAUCAUGGGGACCUCUUUGGAGAUGAUCAUGGGGCCCACUUUGGAAAUCACUCGGGGGACCACCUUGGAGACCCCCCCGUGGAGGAGGGCGAAGGUGAGGGCACGCGCGACUUCUUCAACUUUGAGAAGGAGUUCAUGAAAAGGGAAGAGGAGAAGGAGGAGGAAAAGGAGAAGAGCGGAGGAGUGGCGAGCGGAGGAGCGGCGGACGGAGGAGCGGCGGACGGAGGAGCGGAGGACGGAGGGGCGGCGGAGCAGGUUGGGGAGAGGGAAGCCAACGUGUCGAGCCAUAACGGAGGCGGUGCGAAGGGAAGGGCGGGCAAGAAAAAGGGCCCAAGUGAUACGGAGCAGAAAAAGAAGAAGCGGAGCUCGGCAGGAGAGGUUCACCGGGCUGCCAUGAACGGUGCUAGCGGGGUUAGCGGCGUCGGCGGGGUUGGCGAUGUCGGGGGCGGUAACCCGGGGGAGGAGACGGACGAGCCAGACGAGCUACUAAUAAACAAGCCGGAGGCAAUCAAGUACUUCUUCGAGGUGUUGACGGAGGUCUGCGUAAUCAUCAAGCUGGGGGUGGUGCACCGCUUCACCCACGUUGUGAUCCCCAUAAAAAAUAUUAUAGUUUCGAAGACGCUACGUCAAAUUGAAGUGGUCCUAAGGACCAUGCUGUCUGUACAUAGGCUGGGCAGCCACAAGUACAGAGACACCUACGGGCUGGGGAUCAUCGCGCUUCUACUCUACCUGCUAACCUACCUCAUCAACAGGUGCCUCUACAAGGGGGGGAAGAAACGAAGAGAAGAGCAUUCAGAGAGGAAGCCAGACGAUGUGUACCUGGUGAAUCUAUUAAAAAGAAUCCUCUACGUGGUGGAGAGUAGAAAGACAGGGACCAACGCAGAUGAGGGAGUUCUGCACGACGUCCUCUAUAACACAGAGACGUUGCUAGCCACGAGCAACAUCAUAAAUAAAGAAAACAAACAGAUCUACACAGACAUCAUAGGUAGCAUUAAUAACUUGGGGAUAUUCACGUACGUUUCAACGCAGGCUCUGAAGAGCAUCAACCAGAAGGCAGAUUUGCUCAUAAGUGGGUUUGCAGGGGGGAAGGCUGCCAGGCCAGGGGGGGGACAGGAGGAGGAGGAAGAGGCCUUGAAUUUGGAGAUGAUGGAUCUAGACAUGGGCGGAAGCGCCAUGGGGGGAAGCGCCAUAGGGGGAACUUCCCUCGGUGGAGGGGCUCUUGGAGUUAGUUUAGGAGCUGCCUUAGGGAGAAGGGGCUUCCCCAACGGUGUGGAGGCGGUUCUGCCGAACGGCAUGGAGAUGAGCUUCCCCAACGGUGUGGAGACGGGCUUCCCUAACGGCGCAAUUGGACACAUGGUGGACGACGCCUACGACGUGGGCAACAUGCAAAAUAAUUUUGGAGACGACCCCCUGUACGGAGAGAACAGCGUGAGGAGCAAGAUGCGCUACCGCAUGGUGCACCAACACAAUGAGGAGUUCGAGGAGGGGGACCUCCUGGCCUACAGCAAGGGCACCGCCAGCUACGGCUUUGUUGGCGAGGGGCAGGGUGCAAACGGGGGAGGCGACUUCCCAUACGAGGGGGUGGACGCGGGGGGGAGUGCAGCUAACGUGAUGAGCGGGGCCAACCCGAUGAGCGCCGCUAACCCGGUGAGCGGGGCCAACUUCCCCCACUUCGGCCACCCCAAACAGGGGGGGGACUUCCUGAAGGAGGACCUAAACAGCAGAAGCAGCUUUUCGCACGUGUCCAAACCUUCCAACCAAAUGAACGGAGACGAGGUGACCAAUGAGGAUGGCGGGAAGACGAGCCCGGGGAGAUCCCGAGCAGUGGACCCCCCUCCUCCCCCCGCGAUGGCGUACAUGUCGAGCGAGCACCUCCCGGAGGGGUUCGGCGGCGCGCACAGUGGGCAGCAAAGUGGGCAGCAAAUCAGCACGCCGGCUGCCCCGCCAGCUUCCCCUACAGUUGCCUCUCCAGCUGGCCCACCGCUGCCUCCUCCUCCCAUGUUCCCCUUCGGCCACGUGCACCCCAACGGAGAGGUGCAUACGAAGAAGACCUCCGCCGGGUUGAGUGCGGGCCCCCCAGAAAAGGGCACCGACUCGGGGGACGGCGCCUUCCCCGUGCACGGCAGCCUGAACAUGAUGGGCAUCGCCCCCCCGGAGGACGCCCUCUCGAGUGCGAAAAAGGACGACGUGGCGAACCACGUGGCGGGCCCCCAGGCGCCCUUCUUUGAAGACCCCCCAAGUGGGGCGGCCGCCCCGCCAAAGAAGGACUCCCUCCAGAAUUACGCGCCGCCCCCCCAAUUAAUGGAAAUCACGGCCAGCCGCAACCAGAAGUACCUGACGCAGAGGAAGUAA